Oldenlandia corymbosa var. corymbosa is the source of this 1285-nucleotide messenger RNA. The record is from the annotation of a GenBank genome assembly. Lineage: Eukaryota; Viridiplantae; Streptophyta; Magnoliopsida; Gentianales; Rubiaceae.
AUGGAGGCAUCAUCUUCGAGUUCAAAAUUUUCAGCAGAAUCAGCAUUAUUACACGCAUUUCCCAGUCCAGUUGAGCUCGACGUCGCCUCCUCACUUCUUCUUCUCUCCGCCACCACUCCUCCGCCGCGUGAUAGAGGUCGCCUGGAGAAGCGCUGUGGUAACAAAGAGAGGAAAAUGAAGAAGAUGAAGUUUAAGCUGAAGUUCAAGGUGAAGAAGGUGAAGGAGAUCGCGGAGGAGGACAGCAAGAAUUCGCUUAAUUUCGCGGAUUUGAAGUCGCAAUUGAGCAGCAGUCCGGCUUCAUCGACGGUGACGGUUGAGAACAACGGCGAUCAGCGGGACAAGUUCGUCGCCAUGGUUUCUAAGCUUCCUCAGUUCCUGAAACUCAAGGUAGUGAAAAAGAGACGAUCAAAGAGCUUCAGUGCCUCUGAUUCCCAGAAAAGUAGCAGCUCAGCAAAGCCUGAGCCAUCUGCUUCAGAUUCAGUUUCGUCCUGUGUUUCGAGUGAUACCAGUGGUGCAAUUUCCAGCAGCAGUACCUGGAAUAAUGCCGUGAAGCAGCAUGGGGGUUAUGUGUUCUUUGCUCCAGUUAAAAGAAGGCCAGUUCUGGGUUCUGCACACUUGCGUGGCCGAGCCGAUGCCAUCUUGAAGAUUCUGUCGUCUCAGGGCUGUGCUUCUGAAGUUAAGAUCCGCGAGUUGCUUGGUGACAGCCCCAGUACCAGCAAAGCCUUAAGAAUAUUGCUGAACCUAGAGCAAGUGAAGAGGUGUGGAGCUGGAGGUCGUACUGAUCCCUAUAUUUACAUGAUAGCAUGAGGGCAUGAUCCAGUAUUUGGUGGAUAGCUGUGUAGAUACAACAACAAAUUCAGUGACUAUAACAAGAUUGAAGAAGCAAUUAGGUUUUUGACAGGACUGGUUAAAGUAUCAUACAUACUAGUAAUUAUGUGAGCGUGAUCUUCAAGUUAAUGUGAUGCUCCAAGUCGAAUGCAGAAAGGAUACGCAGACGGCUGACUAAUGAAGCUACCAUUAUUGUCUAUAAUAUAAUAUAUAUACUGUGUAAGCACUGAAGGAUACUCCCUGAUUUUGUAAGUUCCAUGAAUCCUUGUAGUGUCGAAACUUGUUCACGAGUCUGAUCUUUACAGUAACAGAUGAAACUACAUGUAGUUGUUCUUUUGUAUGGCUCAGUAGCUGCCUUGGCACUGAUUAGUGCAGGACCUAAAGCUGCAACGUUGAUUACUUUAUCUACUCUGAACACUUCUUUCCACCCACCAAUAUAGCAUGUAGAUAAGUGAGA